Messenger RNA from Lingula anatina, 474 nucleotides. RefSeq names its product protein FAM84B-like. The record is from RefSeq and is a predicted model, not a curated record. NCBI's taxonomy places the organism in Eukaryota, Metazoa, Brachiopoda, Lingulata, Lingulida, Lingulidae.
AUGGAAGACGUGAGGCGUCAUAACCAGGCAGUGUUAGAUUCCCUUGUGCCGGGAGACCUGGUGGAGUUCCAAAGGUCGUGGCUCUUCUCCCACUGGGCCGUUUAUAUUGGUAAUGAAGAAGUGGUCCAUUUUAUUGAACGCAAUUCAGGAGGUGUCUUCAGUUCCUCUAGUGAGCGUUCUAUGACGGGGGUAGUUCGAAGGGAUUCCUUUUGGACAGUGGCAGGGAGGAGUAAGGCGUUCAAAAACAACAGAAGGGACGCCAAAUACAGCUGUGAUGUGAUAGUGACGAGGGCUCUGUCAAAGCUGGGAGUGAGCGAGUUCAAUCUCUUCUUGAGAAAUAGUGAACAUUUUGUAGCCUGGUGUAGAUAUGGUGAAGAGUGCAGUGAACAGGCACAAACCAUCUGGACAAUGUUUUUGGGGUCUAUGGCUGUAAUUGUGGGGGGCAUUGCCGCACUCACUGGCCUUAGGCGAUAG